Messenger RNA from Acyrthosiphon pisum (pea aphid), 1436 nucleotides. RefSeq lists its product as uncharacterized. NCBI's taxonomy places the organism in Eukaryota, Metazoa, Arthropoda, Insecta, Hemiptera, Aphididae. Bases 68 to 838 code for a protein of 256 amino acids. The transcript has 4 exons. The record is from RefSeq and is a predicted model, not a curated record.
UGAACAGCCGAGUGUGGUGAUAGGAACGGAUCGUGAUAGGAACGGGUGGCCACGACGAGCGUCGACGAUGCGUACUGCCGCGCUGACCGCGGUCGCGGUGUUGGCCUGCUGCCGGCCACCACUACCCGCAGUCCGGGCCGCGUGCCUGCACACGGCCAGGGACCUGCAGGCCCAGGCCCGCGCAUCCGAGGUGGUGGUGAAGGCGCUGGCCAUGCGCGUGUGGCCGGAACCCGAUGGGCUGGUGGGGGGCCACUUUGCCGUCAUGGCCGUCUACAAGGGCGCCCGGGCCGUGAAAAACGUGUUGCACGUCGGCGGCACUGACUUGUUCAACAUGCACGACAAGAGAAUGAACGUGACGGGAUUUUCGAACGAUUUACCAGAUGACGGGCAUAGGGCGUGCGGGGCCACAGUGACGGUGGGCACGUAUUACGUGCUGUUUGCAGACGUCGUGCAAGGCCGAUUUGUAGCCAAAGAUAGACAAGGCGCGUUGGUCGAGUGGACAGACGGCAACGAAAGGGCCGUGUGGCACGGACUUGGAUGGGGCGACUGGAGUGAUUGGUCGGCGUGCAACGUGUCAUGUGACACCGGCCUGCAGUAUCGGCACCGACGUUGUCUGAAGUGCGGGCAAGGACACAACAAGGAAAUGCGAAAGUGCAACGAUUUCCCGUGCGACGGUGUCAUGGAACUGAUUGCGCCGGGUGACCGCGUGCGCACCGUUGGCGGCAAGCUAAACGGUAGCGAAAAUGGGUUCAGUCUUCUCGACACAGUUGGUUUCUCGAACACGUUUUCACUGUUGAUCACGCUGAGAGUACAACCAAAAGUAAGUGAUAUUUUGUGAUUCAAACAUUAUGUCAGGCAUUUAGGUACUAUAUUAUCUUAAGGAACGCGUUCAGUGUACAUUAAAAUAUACACUCUUCACGCCUUUAGGUUUUAUAGUGUCUAGUCUUUGUUCUAUAGUUGUAAACACAUUAGUGUGGUAUACCUAAACUACAUUUUAUUGAACAAAAUAUCAUGGUCAAUUAAUAAAAAAAAAAUAUUUCGUCCAAUAACGGGAGGGAUGGUUCUCUCAUAGUAACAAUACCUCAUUUUAUAACCACGAUCGAAUAUAUUUUAUUUAUAUCGUUUUCAAAAGGUGUGAAUUAUAGUUCCGUCACAUCAGCAACAAUGCUUCAACAUGUCUACUCUAAAUUAUAUAUUAUUUUGUUAAAUAAUAUUGUAUGUCCUUUAUAACAAUUUUUUUUUUAAUUUCCAGCCCCAAAAUUAGUUUUUUUAAUCUCAGUUAGAGUACUCUUAAAGUAAAUACAUGUACCUACUAUAUGAAAGUGAGAAAGUGCAAAUUGGUACUUUACUAUUGUUAUAAUAUACACUGAUCAUAACUAAUUGAUAAUGUUGACUACAAUGUUAAGUUGACAGUAAAGUAGCGAUAUAGCGAUAUA